Molecule: messenger RNA, 1041 nt
Organism: Protopolystoma xenopodis
Lineage: Eukaryota; Metazoa; Platyhelminthes; Monogenea; Polystomatidea; Polystomatidae
Source: the annotation of a GenBank genome assembly
AUGAGGCGAGCAUGCUUCAUCUGCUCUUCGCGACAUGUAACUCCCGUUUGCCCGUUUACAGGCAGCGAUGCGUUCGGCUGGUCCAUGUACGCCAACCCCGAGCGCACCUGGUUCCUGCACGCCGGGCAACACCGCGACCGCACAGACGGAGGCGUCCGUGUCACCUCGACUCGCGGCAACAAAGCUUCGGUACUCGGCGUCCGGCUCGACCUGGACCAAAGUCAGCUGGCCUACUACCUGGACGGAGAGCCGCAUGGUCCGAUCGCAUUCACCGACCUGCACAACUCGGCCAGACUGACUCAAGUCCACGGCAUCGACGCCAAAUCGGCUCCGGCCUCCUCCGCCUCCGCCUCCGCGUCGGACAAGACCUCUCUCGCCGGCUCCAGCCUCACUUCGGUGCUCGUCUUUUAUCCCGCCAUCAGUCUCAGCCAUCUGGCGCGAGUCACCUUGGUUACUGGACUUGAGCCGCCCAGCGAGAGCGAGGCCUCAAGUGAGGCCAGCCAAAGUUCGCCCGUCUCUUCGCGACACUCUUCGCCGUCGCCACCACCCUCGCGCCCGUUGUCACCCUCAUGCCCAGCCUCUUCGUUUCAUCCCGUCCAGCCUGGCCCCCUCGCGGUCGGCAUCGGCCACACGACUAGACCGUUGGGCCUUGUCGACACGUCGUCUACUCCACUCACUGUUGCCAUGGCGGCUGCGCGAAGACAGCCAUCCGAGCGACAUCCGACCGGUGACCGACGCCAAGGGUCUUUUGAGUCGGACAUCAAUCCUCUACGACACUCGGAGACUUUUGUCAUGGAAUCGGAGUCUCGAAUUCUUCUCGCACCCUCCGACAGCCUCGGAAGUCCAUCGACGCACAAUCGUCUCUGCAACCAGCCCCGAGGACGUAUCGUCCUCAGCCCGCCACGUCGACAACAGACAAACACAAUGUCGCCUAGCAACUCCACUAGCUCCUCGAUCAAUUACCCUGUCUCUAUGGCGUCCAACAUGUGGCAAAACAGCCAACAGUCUCAACAACAACAACAGCCCCAAUAUCAUCCUCUU